Fusarium subglutinans is the source of this 1512-nucleotide messenger RNA. RefSeq names its product Formyl-coenzyme A transferase. Gene Ontology annotation, molecular function: catalytic activity. The coding region runs from base 1 to 1512 and encodes 503 amino acids. The transcript has a single exon. The record is from RefSeq and is a predicted model, not a curated record. Lineage: Eukaryota; Fungi; Ascomycota; Sordariomycetes; Hypocreales; Nectriaceae.
AUGCCGAUACCGGAGCAAGUCCCAGAAUUGAGUAAUAUUUAUGUAUCUGGUGCAAACAAGACCAAACAAAGUAUUGACCGAGCAAACUACAAAUCAUUUGAUGUCGUGAAGGAGUUUUGGAUAGGCCUUGGUCUACCCGAGACGUCCUUGACAUCUGUCAGUCUUCCUGGUGAAGAAGGUCCAGCUCUUCCUUCGUCAUUCAAAAUCGGAAUCCUCGGGCAAGCUUCUAUCGCGCUGUCUGCUUUGACGGCCGCUCAGGUUCAUGCUUUGCGGAACAAGAUCCCCGUUCCGCGUGUCACGGUACCGCUCCAGCACGCUGUCGUAGAGUACAAGUCGGAAAGAUUGUAUACAGUUUCGGACGAGCUUGCUGCUCCAUCAGGCGGCGCUAUUGGUGGAUUACAUAAAACGUCAGAUGGCUAUGUUCGAAUCCACGAUGGAUUUCCAAACCACGUUCAAGGCACCCUUGACUUGCUUGGUCUGGAAGAUGGUGCGAAUCGACAGCAGGUAUCUCAGCAGACUGCAGAUUGGGCUAGUAUCGACUUGGAGAAUUGCGGAACAGCAGAGGGAAACGUCGCAAUAUACGCUCUGCGAUCAUAUCGUCAAUGGGAUAAGCUCCCUCAAUCGAAGGUCAUCAGCAAUUUCCCUAUCAACAUCAAACAGCUGUCGGACUCACCUUCAGCCGGCCUGCCAAGCAGGAUGCAGCCCGGAAAUCUCAACUGCCUACAAGGUCUUAGGGUUGUCGAGAUGAGCCGGGUAAUUGCUGCACCAUUAUGCGGUAAGACCUUAGCAGCACAUGGAGCUGAGGUAAUUUGGGUGACUUCACCAACACUUCCGGACUUGCCAAGAGUUGAUCGGGAAUUUGGUCGCGGGAAAAAGACUGUGCAACUCGACAUACACAACUCGGAGGAUCGAAAGCAGCUUCUCAAUCUUCUCAAAGACUGCGACGUGUUUGUUCAAGGCUAUCGACCUGGGAGUCUUGCCUCACAUGGUCUAUCCCAAGAUCAGUUGAGAAAGAUCAAUCCAACCAUCAUCGUAGCCAACAUGUCUGCUUUCGGUCCUGAAGGUCCAUGGUCGGACCGUCGUGGAUUUGACUCGCUUGUGCAGACAUGUUCAGGCAUGAAUGUCUCUGAAGCUGAACACGCCGGAAAGGGCGAGGCAGCCCGCCCAACACCUUGCCAAGCCCUCGACCACUCAGGCGGUUAUAUGCUUGCAGUUGGCGUCAUGGCUGCUGUGUAUCAUCGUGCUGUCAAGGGCGGUUCGUGGAGAGUCGAUGUCUCAUUAGCAGGCAUGAUGAAGUAUUUGAGGAGUCUGGGACAAUAUCCUGGUGCCAGUGGGUUUGAGGCGAGGGACUUUGACAAGCCAGAAGAUGUCCCUGAUGAGUAUUUUGAGAUCCAGGAGACGGGGUUCGGCACCAUGAAGUCCAUCAAGCACAGUGCUACCAUUGAGGGUUUAGAGGUUGGCUGGUAUAUCAUGCCGAAACCUCUUGGCUCUGACAAGCCUGCAUGGGAUUAG